Molecule: messenger RNA, 1529 nt
Organism: Lemur catta (Ring-tailed lemur)
Lineage: Eukaryota; Metazoa; Chordata; Mammalia; Primates; Lemuridae
Gene: SCRN2
Product: secernin 2
Exons: 8
Coding region: 104-1384 (426 amino acids)
Biological process (GO): proteolysis
Molecular function (GO): cysteine-type exopeptidase activity; dipeptidase activity
Source: RefSeq, a predicted model, not a curated record
CCGGCUCCGCCCCCUAGGCCAAAGGCCUUCCAGGUCACCUGAGAGCCUCCGCCCAAUGGGACCAACCUGAGCCGAAGAGGAGGAGGUGGCGCCCGGGACCAAGAUGGCAUCGUCGAGCCCUGACGCCCCACGUUCCUGCGACUGCUUUGUCUCCGUGCCCCCGGCCUCAGCCAUCCCAGCCGUGAUCUUUGCCAAGAACUCCGACCGACCCCGGGACGAGGUGCAGGAGGUGGUGUUUGUACCAGCAGGCACUCACACCCCUGGGAGCCAGCUGCAGUGCACCUACAUUGAGGUGGAACAGGUGCCGAAGACGCAUGCUGUGAUUCUGAGCCGCCCUUCUUGGCUGUGGGGGGCUGAGAUGGGUGCCAACGAGCACGGUGUCUGCAUUGGCAAUGAGGCUGUGUGGACCAAGGAGCCAGUUGGAGAGGGGGAAGCCCUGCUGGGCAUGGACCUACUCAGGCUGGCUUUAGAACGGAGCAGCUCCUCCCAGGAAGCCUUGCGUGUGAUCACAGACUUGCUGGAGCGCUAUGGGCAGGGGGGCAGCUGCCGGGAAGACCCUGCACCAUUCUCCUACCACAACACCUUCCUGCUGGCUGACCGCACUGAGGCGUGGGUCCUGGAGACCGCUGGGAGGCUCUGGGCUGCACAGAGGAUCCCGGAGGGGGCCCGCAACAUCUCCAACCAGCUGAGCAUUGGCACGGACAUCUCGGCCGAACACCCGGAGCUUCGGACCCAUGCCCAGGCCCAGGGCUGGUGGGGGGGUCAGGGCACCUUUGACUUUGCUCAGGUCUUCUCCCUGGCCCGGCAGCCUGUGCGCAUGGAGGCUGCCAAGGCCCGCUUCCGGGCUGGGCGGGAGCUGCUGCGGCAACAGCCAGCAGGCGGCAUCACAGCAGAGGUGAUGAUGGGCAUCCUCAGGGACAAGGAGAGUGGCAUCUGUAUGGACUCAGGAGGCUUCCGCACCACCGCCAGCAUGGUGUCCAUCCUGCCCCGGGAUCCCACACAGCCCUGCGUGCACUUCCUCACUGCCACACCUGACCCAUCCAGGUCAGUGUUCAAACCUUUCAUCUUCGGGGUGGGGGCAGCCCAGGCCCCCCAGGUGCUGUCUCCCACUUUUGGAGCACAGGACCCUGUUCGGACCCUGCCGCGAUUCCAGACUCAGGUGGAUCGCCGGCACGCCCUCUACCGUGGACACCAGGCGGCCCUGGGGCUGAUGGAGAGUGAUCAGGACCGGGGGCAGCAGCUCCAGCAGAAGCAGCGGGAUCUGGAGCGGGACGGCCUGGAGGCCGUGCGGGGGCUGCUGGCUGGCGAGUGGGCCCCACCCCCCCAGGAGCUGGGCUGCCUCUUCCAGACCUUCGUGGAGAGGGAGCGCCAGGCGUACACCUGAGCACUGCAGCGCCUCCAGGACGGAGCGAGCACCUGCCCUGAGCUGGGUGGCGGGGCCGGAGCAACCCCUUCAUGCCCCUGGGCCAUGUUUUCUUAGUGGCCAGCUCGACCUUUGCCUUAAUAAAUGUGUUUUAUGUUCUUGUUCA